AUGAAAUCAGGCUGCCAAUCACAGACGAGGAAGGAACUGAGAGCGGCCAACAUUGACGUCCAAGGGCGCUUCGUGACGUCCAACGCGACGCGCAAAGCCGGCAGCAAGAUAACCACUUACCUGACCCGAAACAAUGUCACGCUCACCAGUACGUUCACCAGGUAUCAACCCAAGGUGUCGCCCUUCGAUGGCAAAGCCUUCAAGAAAUGCAGCGUGGUUGGCAACAGUGGCCUGCUGAUUAACAGUGCGUGCGGCCACGAAAUCGAUGUUGCCGACUACGUCUUCAGGAUAAAUGUACCUGAGAUGGACCCAUACAUUCAGGACGUUGGGUACAAGACCAAUUUCACCACUCUGAAUCCAAGCAUUUUCAAGCGAAAGAAUAAUUAUUUCGCCAGCACACGUCUGACCGACAAAUUCAACCAAGACAUAUCACAGUACCAGGGCUUGCUGAUGUUUCCAUGUUUCAGCGACGCAGCCUGGGUGCCCAUAUGCACCCGGGCCCUGCAGCGAUUGACGCCGAAGAAGUCCCUCAGCAUCGCCUUCGGAGAUCCGGACCAGUUUUCCCUGAUCCGGAAUUAUUGGGUGACAAAGGGACUACAGAAGUAUCCUUCCACCGAGAUAGCCACAGCCGCUAUUGCUCUGUGUGAGGAGGUGCAUCUGUACGGCUUCUGGCCCUUCGUGGAUUCCUCCAUGCCCCACGUCACCACGCACCCGGUCAAGUACCACUACUUCGACAACACGCACAUGGUGCGGACCCACGACAUGCAGGCCGAGUUCGAGCUGCUGACCCGCCUGCACCAAGUCGGCGUGCUGCGGCUGCACAUUCGGGCCUGCUCACCGGAACGGGCUGGGUUGGGAACAGGUGACGGGGACACCGUGAAGGGAAUGAAUCGUGAGCCCGUCGACAAGCAGCAGAAGAGGAUCGUCAUUGAGAAACUCUGGGACAAUGUUUGAGCCCCAAAAGAGAGGAAAAGCAAUCCUCUCUGCCCAAAAGUGCCUUUUUAAAGUGCAUUAUGCCCUCAUGCCUGUUAACUUCCAAGGCGACCAAUUUAACAAGCUUCGAGGAUAGACACUAACAUCUAUCUUCGUUUUAAAUACAAACUUGUGCAAAAUGUGAUUUGCAGUCUUGUUUGUAUAAAUGCUUUGAAUCGUCGUCUUAAAAAACCGACCUAUUUUGUAGAUGCUUGUAUGUGGUAUCAUACCUUUUACUGCUUAUGGUCCACAGUUCUGGUGCCAUAGAAUAUUAAGGACUGACUCGUCAAACUUUUAGAGUAAUACUGCGGACAUAUUCUAUUAGUGGUAAGACCUACGUAUAACUACAUUCAACUUAGCUUUACUACUCAAUAUCAAACGGAUACCGUCACUUUGUAAAAACGGAGAUCCGGAGUUAAGCCGAUUCGCCGCAGUAAAAACGUAGCAAACGGCAUUGCAGAACUUUUCAAGAAUAUAGGACUUUACUUCAAAUCUCCAAUCCAUGUUUGUUCUUGAAUAAUUCUUUUGAGGAAUUUACUAAUAACAUGUAAAUACAGAUCGUAAUUUAUGAAAUCUUCUCAAUUUAAAAAAAAAACCCAGGGCAGUAUACCCUAUUAUGUAUGCGAUAAUA
Messenger RNA from Patiria miniata (bat star), 1603 nucleotides. Its product is annotated as alpha-2,8-sialyltransferase 8B-like. Bases 1 to 954 code for a protein of 317 amino acids. Gene Ontology annotation, molecular function: alpha-N-acetylneuraminate alpha-2,8-sialyltransferase activity. The transcript is spliced from 6 exons. Lineage: Eukaryota; Metazoa; Echinodermata; Asteroidea; Valvatida; Asterinidae. The record is from RefSeq and is a predicted model, not a curated record. Gene Ontology annotation, biological process: N-glycan processing; oligosaccharide metabolic process.